UGUACGAUCUCAACCCCACGUCCCCACUCCAUCUCUUGCUUCCUUUAAUGUCGGCUCUCUCCUUUUCCUCUUUCCACGUCCACCGGCCGAGUUCUCCUCUCUUCCCUCCAUCGCUCCUUCUUUGCUUCAACAUUUCCUAAGCCGAGCGUGCAGGCGCAUUUUAUGUUCUCCUUCUAUAGUUGUUCAAGAAAGAGUUCCAUUCAGGAUCGAAAGAAAGCCGCCAUCCCGUUGUCGAUCUGUUAAAAUCCGUUUUCUCUCGUUUCCUCUGCGUUCGGCAGCUCGGGCUUGCUCUUAUGAUGGGGGACCAUCUUGCUUUGCUGGUGGACCGCCUGCUCACGGAAGCGACAUUAGCAGCCGCAAUAGAAAGCAGGAGAAUGUCUGAAUCAGGUCACAAUACGUUAGUACCAAAUGCUUCUGGGAGUGAAUUAACUCAGAAGAGGAUCGCUGUGAAUGGCCCUAACGGUGGAAAAUUAGUUGAGUGUAGGAUCUGUCAGGAUGAAGAUGAGGAUUGUAAUUUGGAGGCUCCCUGUUCAUGUCGUGGCAGCUUGAAGUUUGCCCAUCGAAAAUGCAUCCAACAAUGGUGUAAUGAGAAGGGUGACACAACUUGUGAGAUAUGCCGCCAGCAAUUCAAGCCAGGUUAUACCGCUCCUUCUCAAUUGUUUCACUAUGGGGGUGUUCCUAUGAAUUUCAGGGGAAGUUGGGGGGUGUCCCGAAGGGAAGUUCAUGAUUCACAAAUCAUAACUAUUGUUCCAUCAGACCGUAGCUUCAUGAACUCAGAUUAUGAUUACUAUGCAUCUACCAGUGCAAGAAGCUCAAUGUAUUGCCGUUCCGUGGCCAUAAUAUUCAUGGCUGUCCUGGUUCUUCUUCACACACUGCCCAUCUUUUUAAAUUUGUCUGAGGAUGAUGAGCAGAAUUCGUUAACACUAUUUGGGAUGCUAGCUUUGGGGAUUGCUGGAAUAAUUCUGCCAGUUAUCAUAGUGAUCAGGGUAGUAAUUGCUUUUCAAUGCCGUCAGCAUUAUCAGAGAGCUCACGGUAUAACCGUUGCAGGGGAGCAAAUAGUUUCUUAAGAACAGAGAUAAUCUAAGCCAAGCAGUACGCUGUUGAAGAUUACAUUACAUCUGGAGUUAUAGUAUUUAUCUCACUAACCUU
This is a messenger RNA of Phalaenopsis equestris, 1149 nucleotides long. RefSeq lists its product as uncharacterized. Bases 294 to 1067 code for a protein of 257 amino acids. Gene Ontology annotation, biological process: protein ubiquitination. The transcript has 8 exons. Gene Ontology annotation, cellular component: membrane. Gene Ontology annotation, molecular function: ubiquitin-protein transferase activity; zinc ion binding. NCBI's taxonomy places the organism in Eukaryota, Viridiplantae, Streptophyta, Magnoliopsida, Asparagales, Orchidaceae. The record is from RefSeq and is a predicted model, not a curated record.